Molecule: messenger RNA, 939 nt
Organism: Electrophorus electricus (electric eel)
Lineage: Eukaryota; Metazoa; Chordata; Actinopteri; Gymnotiformes; Gymnotidae
Gene: hcar2
Product: hydroxycarboxylic acid receptor 2-
Biological process (GO): phospholipase C-activating G protein-coupled receptor signaling pathway; positive regulation of Rho protein signal transduction
Cellular component (GO): plasma membrane
Molecular function (GO): G protein-coupled receptor activity
Source: RefSeq, a predicted model, not a curated record
AUGGAGAUCGCAAGCUACAUCAAUAACUCUCUGCUACUCAGUCGCCGGUCCCUGAACGCCUCUGCAGCAGACCAGACCAUAUAUGAGGAGUGCAGAGACCUGCCUGAAGUCAUCCUUUUCUAUCUGGGUUUGCAGUUUGUCAACAUGUUCCUGGGCAUACCUGCCAACCUGAUGGUGCUGUGGCUCAUUCACAAGAACAAUGGUGACUCAUCCACCUCAGACAUCUUCGUCAUGCACCUGGCUGUGCUGGACAUGUUCUUCUGCCUCAUCCUGCCGCUGGAGCUGGCUAGCCUGGUCUACCUGACCACCAACAGUACCUGGUACAUCCUGCGCUUUUUCUACGGCAUCAAGGACUCCUCGCCACUAUUCCUCUCAUGCAUCUGCCUUGACCGCUACAUGGCUGUGCUUCACCCAAUAACUUUCAACCGCCUGAAGGGGCGGCGAUACCGGGCCACUUGCGCUGCCGCUGUCUGGGUCACCACCCUGGCCUACGCCGUGGCCAAGUGCAUCUGCAUCAUCCCAAACUUCCACAAGGCCUUCACAGCCAUGAUCUUGGCAGCAUUUACUUUCAUGGUGUUCUGCAACAUCUCCAUCCUCUGGGCGCUAAGGCUGUCCAGGCCAGGCCGCGACGACAUGCACCCAGUCAAGAAGAGGGCUUUUAAGAUAGUUCUCAUUAUUCUGGCCAUCAUUGUCUUCAACUACUUUCCACCUGUAGCUCUCUUUCCAUUCCAGGCCUAUUUCUCCCAGGAAGUGUUCAUGUGUUACAUCCACUACAUAGCCUUUGGCUUCAUGGACAUCAGCAGUAGCAUUCAGCCCCUGCUGUACUUGUCCAAAGAGAAGCCAAAAUGCACAGCGUGCUGUUGUAAGUGUUGCAUCACUAAAAAGACUGACAAUAUAAUCGUGGCUGAGGCAUCAACUGUGUAUUCUAUAAAUUGUUAA